Molecule: messenger RNA, 2569 nt
Organism: Cynoglossus semilaevis (tongue sole)
Lineage: Eukaryota; Metazoa; Chordata; Actinopteri; Pleuronectiformes; Cynoglossidae
Gene: kiss1ra
Product: KISS1 receptor a
Exons: 5
Coding region: 966-2108 (380 amino acids)
Biological process (GO): G protein-coupled receptor signaling pathway
Cellular component (GO): plasma membrane
Molecular function (GO): G protein-coupled receptor activity
Source: RefSeq, a predicted model, not a curated record
UGCUGCUGCUGCUGCUGCUGCUGCUGCUGCUGCUGCUGCUGCUGAAGCGUAAGUCACAAUCAACCCAGCUGUGCCUGGAGAAAGAGCAGUGGAUAAUAAUCAACAAAACAUUUUGGCAGAGCAUGUUUGUGCCAAGGCUAUAGGAGAACACUGCCUCCUACACAAGACUGUUUUCUCUGACUUUCAUUCCUUUCCUCCACAGCGACGGAAGAUUAGGCAACGGGGGUUAAAAGAGGCAUGAAACUACGAGUAGAGCAACAAAGAGGGGUGAACGCAAACUCCAGAAAAGGAAGCCACAAGCACCAUGGAUUUACUUCAAAACAUUUGGUGGCCGACAUCUGUGUGCCUCCCAGCGCUCAUUCAUCCUCCUCAUGACAAAUCCCUUUAGCUGCCUGGGGCUGCAGAAAAAACCCAUUGUGCUUCAAAGUGCUGAGGGCUGAUGUUGUGACACAGAGAGAGCAAUUUUCAUGCAGUUUGACGGAAGGACACAUCUUUUAUUCUCCUGGCUUCUCUGGACAAAAGCACAUGUGAAAGGUCUCUCUCUCUCUCUCUCUCUCUACAACCUUGCUUUGGCUGAAAUUUAGCAAAUGAAAUGAACAGCACUCUGUAAAACCUCAGGAUCUCACCCACUUCUCCACGUUGCCAUUUUAUCUCCUAACUUCCUAUGACUGUGAACUUUGAACAUUGUUCUGGCUCGUUCACAGACACGCCCCCUCGAUACUCCACUUCAAUCUACUUUCCUCCGUCUUUCAAGUCUUAUCUUUUUAUCCCUUUUGUUUCUUCCGUUAUUUUCCCAUCCAUUUAAGAAAUAUCCUUCCGUCCUCCACAGCUUUAGAGCAGACGUGGCUUAGUGCACGCAUACACACUCCCUCUCCCUUACUUUUCAUUCUUUGUCACUAACACCCCUCUUCUCGUGGCACUCAUUCUCUCACCAUCUGCACUCUCAUUCCAACAGAAGUGUCAGAAUGCAUGCCUCUGACGACCUGUGGAACUCCACCGAGGAAGUCUUGAUCAAUGGCUCGCAGGUGACAAACUCAUCUCUGGGAAGACGUGUGGACAGUGACGUGGAGGACGACGGGGAUAAGCACCCCUUUCUCACUGAUGCCUGGCUGGUGCCUCUCUUCUUCUCCCUUAUUAUGCUGGUUGGACUCGUGGGCAAUUCCUUGGUUAUUUAUGUCAUUUCCAAACACAGGCAGAUGAGGACUGCCACAAAUUUCUACAUCGCAAAUCUGGCGGCCACUGACAUCAUCUUCUUGGUGUGCUGCGUCCCCUUCACUGCCACCUUGUAUCCACUUCCUGGAUGGAUCUUCGGAAACUUCAUGUGCAAAUUUGUUGCAUUUCUACAACAGGUGACAGUCCAGGCUACCUGCAUCACUCUGACUGCCAUGAGUGGAGACCGCUGUUAUGUCACGGUGUACCCUCUGAAAUCUCUUCGGCACCGAACGCCCAGGGUAGCCAUGAUUGUCAGCGUCUGCAUUUGGAUCGGCUCCUUCAUCCUGUCUACGCCGAUUUUAAUGUACCAGCGUAUAGAGGAAGGAUACUGGUAUGGCCCGCGACAAUACUGCAUGGAGAGAUUUCCCUCUAAAAUGCAUGAAAGAGCUUUCAUCCUCUACCAGUUCAUUGCUGCCUACCUGCUGCCUGUCCUCACCAUCUCCUUCUGCUACAGCCUGAUGGUGAAGAGGGUCGGGCAGCCCACCGUGGAGCCCAUGGACAACAACUACCAGGUCAACCUCCUGUCUGAAAGAACCAUAAGUAUCCGGAGCAAAGUGUCCAAAAUGGUAGUUGUGAUCGUCCUCCUCUUUGCUAUCUGCUGGGGCCCCAUCCAGAUCUUUGUCCUCUUUCAGUCCUUUCAUCCCAAAUACCAACCCAACUACGUCACCUACAAGAUCAAGACGUGGGCCAACUGCAUGUCUUACGCCAACUCCUCAGUCAAUCCCAUAGUUUACGGCUUCAUGGGAGCCAGCUUUCAGAAGUCCUUCAGGAAAACCUUCCCCUUUCUGUUCAAACACAAAGUCAGGGACAGCAGCAUGGCUUCGAGGACCGCCAACGCUGAGAUCAAGUUUGUUGCAGGGGAGGAAGGCAACAAUAAUAAUAACGGAGUUGACUGAACACAAUAUACAGGAGCAGAAAUAUCUGACUCUCCCUGUUGGAUAUGAUAAAUUGUUAAUAGCUGAUUUUACCGGGAAUUUCACCGAUACAUUUUAUGAAUGUUUAUCAAUACACUAUGUGUAUAGAAUGUGGGUAAGAACAAUUUGCUCCCCCUGUCAUUGUGAAGGAAAGCUGCUGCUGGCAUGUAUCGCCCACAGAGACAUGCAGGACUCCAGCUGAAAAACAGCGGCCAGACAUUACUGUUUGUUUCAAAAGGAAAUGUGUGUAAAUUAAGGAGGGAGAGCCAGUGGUAAUGGACAAUAAAUUAGACAAAAUGGAGGCUUUGAAUGGGUAAUUAACAUAGUGCGUUAAAUGACUAACACAAAAAAUGUUUUGACAUUCAUGUCAAUCACUCAAAAUUGAGUUUACAUAAGAGGUUUUUAGGCUUAGUCAUUUUGGAAAAAGAAUGCUGGAUAAAAAA